AUCUUCACCAAGGCGCGGGAAUCUAUCAACGAUGGCAGCGUGCACGUCAAUAUCGGCCACUGUCACUAUGCGCGGGAUGAGUUCGACCGUGCUAUCGAGAGUUACGAAACCGCUUCUACUCGCUUCUACAGCGGCCACAAUGUGCCCGUGCUGCUGUGUCUUUGCAGGUCUUGGUAUGCGAAGGCAACGAAGGAUGUGUCCUUUGCGUCGAUGAACACCGCUUUGAGCUAU
Molecule: messenger RNA, 231 nt
Organism: Mycena citricolor
Lineage: Eukaryota; Fungi; Basidiomycota; Agaricomycetes; Agaricales; Mycenaceae
Source: the annotation of a GenBank genome assembly